This is a messenger RNA of Chinchilla lanigera (long-tailed chinchilla), 1593 nucleotides long. It is a transcript of the gene Twf2, whose product is annotated as twinfilin actin binding protein 2. The record is from RefSeq and is a predicted model, not a curated record. The transcript has 9 exons. Gene Ontology annotation, molecular function: actin filament binding; actin monomer binding. Bases 125 to 1174 code for a protein of 349 amino acids. Lineage: Eukaryota; Metazoa; Chordata; Mammalia; Rodentia; Chinchillidae. Gene Ontology annotation, cellular component: cytoplasm; myofibril; actin filament. Gene Ontology annotation, biological process: regulation of lamellipodium assembly; actin filament depolymerization; barbed-end actin filament capping.
GCACCGCCCGGGAAGCUGCGCGAGGCUCGCCGGCGCCCCCACGUCCUCCUCCGCCCGGUGCAGCGAGUAUAGCCCGGCCAGGGCCAGGCGGCUCCGACGGCGUGGGCGAGCGGGUCGCCGAGCCAUGGCGCAUCAGACGGGCAUCCACGCCACAGAGGAGCUGAAGGAGUUCUUCGCCAAGGCACGGGCUGGCUCCGUCCGGCUCAUCAAAGUCGUCAUCGAGGAUGAGCAGCUCGUGCUGGGUGCCUCGCAGGCGCCCGUGGGCCGCUGGGACCAGGACUACGACAGGGUUGUGCUGCCGCUGCUGGACACCCAGCAGCCCUGCUACAUGCUCUUCCGCCUCGACUCGCAGAAUGCUCAGGGCUUCGAGUGGCUCUUCCUUGCCUGGUCGCCUGAUAAUUCUCCUGUGCGGCUGAAGAUGCUCUAUGCUGCCACGCGGGCCACAGUGAAGAAGGAGUUUGGGGGCGGCCACAUUAAGGACGAGCUCUUUGGCACAGUGAAGGAUGACCUCUCCUUUGCUGGGUACCAGAAGCACCUGUCGUCCUGUGCAGCCCCGGCCCCUCUGACUUCGGCUGAGAGAGAGCUCCAGCAGAUCCGUAUCAAUGAGGUGAAAACGGAGAUCAGCGUGGAAAGCAAGCACCAGACGCUGCAGGGCCUCGCCUUCCCCCUGCAGCCUGAGGCCCAGCGGGCACUUCAGCAGCUCAAGCAGAAGACCAUCAACUACAUCCAGCUGAAGCUGGACCUGGAGCGGGAGACCAUCGAGCUGGUGCAUACAGCGCCCACAGACGUGGCCCAGCUGCCCUCCCGGGUGCCCCGAGAUGCUGCCCGUUACCACUUCUUCCUCUACAAGCACACCCAUGAGGGUGACUCCCUUGAGUCUGUGGUGUUCAUCUACUCCAUGCCGGGCUACAAGUGCAGCAUCAAGGAACGCAUGCUCUACUCCAGCUGCAAGAGCCGCCUUCUAGACUCAGCAGAGCAGGACUUCCAGCUGCAGAUCUCCAAGAAGAUUGAGAUUGGCGAUGGGGCAGAGCUGACGGCUGAGUUCCUCUACGAUGAGGUCCACCCCAAGCAACAUGCCUUCAAGCAGGCCUUCGCCAAGCCCAAGGGCCCUGGGGGAAAGCGAGGCCACAAGCGCCUCAUCCGGGGCCCUGGAGAGAACGGAGAUGACAGCUAGGCCGCCACACAGAGCCAGGCUGGUGUGUGGACUGUGGUUGCCUGCCUCGGCUCUCUGUACCUCCCUCCUUCCCAGCCUGGGCUCCAGGGAGGUGCUGACUGCAGGGCAGGAGGGCUGGUGGCCAAACAUGUGCAGCUUCCAGGGGCCACUAGGCCAGCAUUUUGUGACCCUUCCCCGUUGCUGUCCCUGCUUCUCAUGUGUGUGCCCAGGGUGCCCAGGGCCUCACCUGGCUGGGUCAUGGUGCCUAGAUUGGGGUCUUGGCAUAAACCUGGCCUUCAGGGGACCUGAGACUGGGGUCCCAGCACAGCCCAAAAGCCCCUGCCACGGUGGGUGGGAUGUGCUGGGCUACAGCUGGGGUCGCUGCAGGACAGGAUGGUUGAAUGCUGUAUUUUCUAAAGAAUAAAAUAUUUUUAAAUCAG